AUGGCUCCAGCAACUGCAAUUCAGAAGCUCCACAAGGCUACCAGAAACCACCAAAAUGCCCUCGGUGGUGGUUGGGCCACUCCCUUCCCUCGCGACAUUCUCAAGCAGCAGCAAAAGUCCGCUGCUGCAAAGGCAACCAAGGUCAUCAAGGUUCGCCCACAGCCCUCAAACUUCUUCAAGAGUCCCGAAGAGCUCCUCGCCAUCGCCGAGAAAUCCACAACCAUCAAGGCUCAGGCAAAGCCCAUCUAUCUCGGCCGCAACAACAGUGCAUCUGAGCCUGUCAUGACAUGCAACAAGGCCAGGGCUCGUCAAGACUCCUUGGCACCACUCUCGCCUACUCCCGAGGCAAAGCGCACUCCCAACCCCAACCCCAACAACAACGGAACAAGCAUCAAGAGCAGCUCUUGCUCUCCCACCAGUGCCAGAGGUGUCCACCUGCUGCUGUCCAUCAUCGAAUCGCGCGACUACGACAAGUGGACUGCAGCUCUGGAACAACACUGCAGCCUGUUCCACGAUGACAUCAACGCGUACUACUCGAGCAUCGAGUUUGGUUCUCACAACUCGCGCUACCAUGUCUAUGCCAACUGCGAGAACAAGGUCAUGGCCAUGCUGCUCAAGAGCAAGCUCGACGGCGACAUCAUCCUCGGCAAGCAGUUGAUCUGCGAAUUCAUCUAA
Messenger RNA from Aureobasidium vineae, 675 nucleotides. NCBI's taxonomy places the organism in Eukaryota, Fungi, Ascomycota, Dothideomycetes, Dothideales, Saccotheciaceae. The record is from the annotation of a GenBank genome assembly.